ACAGUAACUAGCUGACGACUAUAAUGACAUUGGAGUGGUGGGCUUGGGCAACAAAGACACGCAUUAGUUGUUCCUCUUGCUCCUCCGUCUCUGCCUACAAUAUCCCUCCUCAGCUCGAGUGAGAACAGGAAAAGAGCAUGGAAUCCAAUUCUACUUCAUGACCACUCUCAAACAGUCAUAUUUAACCUAUUAUUUGCUAUGAUUUGCCAAGUGUGCCAUCGUCCACCCGACUCUUCACUUCCAUUUUACUGUCCGAACUGCGCUCGCAACCGGCUGUACCCGCUCCGUUUUGACCUCGCAAAGACGUUGCUGGAGAAAGAAGCAGCAGGCCAGAAGAUUGAGAAGGCAGUUAAAAAUGCGGCCGGCUUCAAAGGGAUCGCGCCCGCGGGGUCCGGUCAGCCGAAAUCGACUCUGGACGAGCCCUCCAAGAUAGCCAUCGAAACGAUGCGCACCCUUAAGACGCAGUCGGAGAUUAGAACAGAGGCCAUACAAGUCCAGAUUGCCAAACUUAGACGAGAGAUAGAGGAAGGAAAGCAAGAAAUUGCGAAACGGCGGGCCGCACUCGCAAAGCGACGCUCUGACGCCGAGGCGGUGAACUAUCAACUCUCACAGCGACGAGCUGCUAUCUUGAAUAAUGUGCAGAAGGAAAUCAAGAAGACAGAAAAUGCGUGGAAUACCCUUCAUUCGAAGACUGCUGAGUCUAGGAUGUUUCUAUGUCGUGAGGUAGCCAGCCUCUAUAAUCUCCGACAGAAGACUAGGAGGAGAAACGGGGAGAUCAUAAGCACAUAUUCUAUUGGUGGUGUGAAUAUGGUUGAUCCUAGGGAUAUGAACAGCGCGAGUCCGGCUCAGAUUACCACGUCGCUUUCGCAUAUCGCGCACCUGCUGGUGCUUGUUUCGCAUUAUCUUGCUCUACGUUUGCCAGCCGAAGUUAUUCUUCCACACCGCGGAUAUCCUCUACCUACAGUAUUUCCUCCGGGGUCAUCUUACAUCGCAAAGGACAUCCCGUUUCCUGGCCUGUCUCCUUCGAAUUCUUUCGGCCCAACCGCAUCAAAAGCGCCCGAUCGUCGGCCCCUCCCGCGGCCCCGGCCGCUUUUCCUCGACCGCAGCCUUCCUAAACUUUCCAAGGAAGAUCCUGGUGGCUAUGCUCUUUUCGUCGAAGGGGUUGCUCUUCUGGCAUGGAACGUAUCAUGGGUUUGCCGAUCACAAGGUCUACAUAUUGGACAAGAUUCUUGGGAGGAUGUCUGCGAGAUGGGGCGAAAUCUCUGGCAGCUACUAGUUGCACCGCCAGCGCUAACAAAAGCCCUGGCCGGUCGAGACUUGCAAGCAAAGCCUCCAAGCAAUAAGGACGCGCCUACAAGAGGAGGCGCGCUUCAUCGGACGAGAUCGCUUCCCUUGCUAGGGCACUAUUCUCACGGCACAGCGCAUUCCUUCCUUGGAAGCGCUGAGGGACUUGAGUUUAUGAAAACUUGGAAACUACCAUCUCCCCUCAAGGUUGCCGACAAGUUAAAGUCCACUCUGCUGAGCGACAUGGCCACGACGGAGUGGGAACUCCUCGAGGAGGAUGAAUGGGACGAGGGUGGCACGCCGCAACCAGAAACCGAACAAAAUGACGGGCACGUUCUCGUCGCAACCAGGCAGGCGCGCGACAACGACCCUGGUAACGAGGAUACGAGGAGUAUCCUCACGGCCAGAACGGUAGUGGAUGAAGAAUACAAUGAAAGAGCGCGUGGGGAGCGGGGGGAAGCAACCGCUUCCAGUGCCAGGCCAAAAGGGACGAAAGGGUGGACCAAGGUGAAGAGCAGAUAACAGCGUCUCCUUUUUUAUGGCGUAUCGAACCGAGUUUCUUGGGGCUUUGGACGAUCAUCUAUCCUUCGAUAUCGGCACUGAUUAGUGUGAUGCGUCCAUCGCGAAUCUUUUGGCAGAGAAGUCGGUCAACCGUCAUCAGGAUGUCGAGAGCGAAAAAGGUAAUAAAUCCUCCAGUGCGGGGGGAGUGUGGGUAUCCGUCUUAAUGGCGCAACCGGGAUCAACGGAGGAAU
Coccidioides posadasii C735 delta SOWgp is the source of this 2036-nucleotide messenger RNA. RefSeq lists its product as uncharacterized. Gene Ontology annotation, biological process: SNARE complex assembly. NCBI's taxonomy places the organism in Eukaryota, Fungi, Ascomycota, Eurotiomycetes, Onygenales, Onygenaceae. Gene Ontology annotation, cellular component: lytic vacuole; endosome. The record is from RefSeq and is a predicted model, not a curated record. Gene Ontology annotation, molecular function: SNARE binding.